UUAUAUAAACGCCCAGAUUUCAAUGAUGAGACGUCGGGCGUCUGUCAUGUUGUUUUCUGCCUGAUUGUCCUCUGCAUUAUGGACGUCGCCUGACAGCGCUUUACGGACAUAAGGGCAGUACUAGAAACUGCAAUGAAACACAGCAUCAGGGAGGUGUCUGAGAGGGAAGCGUAGAGGCAGAAUAACUGGCAGCGCCGGGCGGAAGAACAGUCGCUGCGAAUCUGACAGACAAGAAGUGUCGCGAAGCUCUCGGUAAAUAUGCAACUGAAUGUUUGUCAAUUUGCGCAUUGACUCGUUACAGUCUUUGCAUGCUUAAUCAAAUAAUUUAAAUGUUGCAUUAGGUGGCUGGGGUUUGUUUUUCUUUGUGCUGUAUUCUUGUACGCGUUCCCCUGCUGUCUCUCUCAAUCUGUCUGUGUUGACAGCCGUCGUAAGAUGUUGCAUUAAAAUUUUAGGUUUGUUUUAUUCUUUCAUCUCUACUAGCCUGUCGGGUUGCAUUCCAUCUGAGGUAUCCUAAUGCAACAGUAAUGCAACAAUUCUCUCUUGUCUUUAUGUCAGGCAGUUAGGCUCCUGAUGCAGGUUUGUGUUGACUGUCUGCAUGCUUUAAUUGCACUAUGCUUGGAAUUCUCUCAUGACUCAUGAUUUUAAAAAGUGCAGGGUGGAGGUGUUGCAAAGACUGAAUUUCGAAUGCCAUACCCGUGUGUGCUGCGGUCUCUAUCAAGCUGCUCUUCAGUCUGUGCGUGAGUGUGGGGAGGGGGAGAAGAAGCCAAAUGUGUGUGGGUGGUAUAUAGCAAUGAUCAUGUGGUCCAACCGGGCCAUCAAGGCAGGUGUGAUGCAGUUUGCCUCGACGGCAAUGUCGACAUAGUGAUAAUCUGCUGCACUUUAUCAUGACAUGUCUCUAUAUCUGCUUUUUUCUCUCUCUCAGGUGCCCUCGGAUGCACUGUGUCCCUGUUGGUCUGGAUCAGGAGGCAAGAAGCAGCUGUAUUAUCUCACGGUGGCACACUGUCAACAUUUCCAAAUGCAUUGAAAAGGAAAUUAAAUGCACGCUUGCAUUAACCAAAGCAAUCCGCACGUGAUCAAAUUAGACCGCACAAAAAGCUCCUUGAUGACUGGCAAAGGCUGUAUCACUUCAGUUAAACACCAAAUCAAGCCUUCCUAUGCACAAGCCAACAAAUAAGAAUCUCUAAAUCAUAUCUGCAUGUAUGUUUGAGUGUGUGCGUUUGGGAUAGAGUGUGUAUGUAUGUUCGUAUGCUGGGAUGGAGUGGUCUUUAGAGCGAAUAAGGGAAUGGGUGGCAGGUGGCAUGCAGUCGGUGCGAGAAUGUGAGUCCAGUGCUCUAGGCACUACUCUUUGUCUUGCCCUUCUGUUUAUCUGGUACUGCUACCGUGUUGGAUGUGAACAUUCCGCACCUUCGCUCCGUGGCGGUUUCAGCCCCGAGCCACGUGUCAGGGCGGUUCCUGGUGGAGUUCUCGCCUCAGACCUUUUGGCUCGCAGAGGCUCGUUGAAACUCCAUCAGGUCGGCAGGGUUGGAGGAAGCGGAGUCGGCGAGGAAGAACUUAACGGCUUUGCCUACUGUCAGUCGUCUGAGUGCUUCCGUUGUGCCAAACCCGGUGAGGGCCUGAACCAGCGGCUCUACCAUAGCCUGCAGGAGUAUGCCAAGCGCUACACCUGGGCUGGCAUGGGCCGUGUGCACAAAGGUGUACGUGAGCAAGGCCGAUAUCUGCUCUCCAACCGCCCAUCCAUCCAAAAACCUGAGGUCUUCUUCCUGCCGGACCUUUCCUCUGCUCCUUUCUUCUCACGGGAGGCGCAGAAGCAUGAUGUGGAGCUCCUGGAGAGAAGUUUUCUGGCACUCCUGGCUGAGUUUGAGAGCGUGUACCGGCUGCCAACCAGUCGGACUGGCUCUUCACUUCCACUAGGCUGGAAGGCCAACAGCACACCUCGUGGCCAGUGGUGGACCUUCUAUCUGGUGAACCAGGGUACUCCGAUGGUGCUGAAUGCUAGGCGCUGUCCACGUGCCUGGAGGGUGCUCGGACAGCUCCGUACCUUUAUUGCGAAUAAUGUGUUUGGAAACGCCUGCUUCUCUGUGCUCAGUCCUGGAGCCAUGAUCACUGAGCAUUACGGGCCAACCAACGUACGCCUGCGCUGCCACCUUGGAUUGAAGGUGCCCUCUGGUUGUGAGUUGGUAGUUGGUGGAGAGCCGCAGUGCUGGUCUGAGGGAAGCUGUCUGCUGUUCGAUGACUCUUUUCUUCACACUGCGUUCCAUGAUGGUUCUCCAGAAGAUGGCCCGAGAGUGGUAUUCAUGGUGGACCUGUGGCAUCCAAACGUGGCCGCAGCCGAGAGACAGGCACUGGACUACAUCUUCACCCCUGGGCGCUGAGAGAGAGCUGUGAGGAGAAAAGGGUCAAUGAUUUCCAUUGUGUUAACAGUAUGAGAUGAGUGCAAAGGGAAAGAAAGAGUGUUGAGAACACAAGUCUCUUCCUCUAGUAUACCAACCUUUACUCUCACUUUCCCUAUGCCUAGACUUCAAUGUACCAUCACUAUAGUACAUUAUCAGUGUUUACAGAACUCAAAAACCUGCUGGUGAACUGUGCUUGAGACGAAGCCCUCGCGUUCAUGUUGUUCCUACAAUUUAGCUGCAGGGUCACAUUUAUACCCAGUGAGUGUCAUAGUAUCAUUUCACCUAAAGCAUUGACAGUCAACCGCACAUGGAAAUGCACUUUUUGCCAAGCCUGGUCACUACAGCCAGGUAGGAUUGUAUAGGAAGCACAGUACAUUGUUUGGUCUGUACAUUUUUACUGAGGUUAGGCUUACAGAAGCUAAGCUAAACAGUCGUAAAACGACAUAUGCUGCAAUGACUGGGGAUUUGACAUUUACCUCGAAGGAAUGUGGAUAUAUGGCAGAGAUGUUAUGCGAAGUGAACUGAAGCACUACCAGCUAUUGUGUAAAAUGACCUCCAUUUAACGCACUAGUGGCAAGUUAUUUUGCCGCCACUCCUAAGUCAGGGUCGGAGCGCUUCGAUGGGGAAGAAUACGAGCACAUCAAAUCAGCCUGCUUUCCUCUUUACUCUUUCCUACCCUGAAUUUUCAAAUCAAAUCGAAACGCGUUAUCAAUCGCUUUGUAUCUCUGUGAAACUUAAAGAGGGACACGACGCUUAUUGUUUUUGAACAACAACAUUCUGGCUGUUAAUAUGUGCUAGGUUCUACCCUAUUGUGCUUUGUCGUACUGCUUGUAAGCAGAGCUUUCGUGGUUGUCGCAUCAAUAUUGGUACAUUCCUUUUGUAAGAUGACAGAGAGUUUUGAGACGUGAGAAGUGACAUUUUAUAUCAUUGUGAGACCUUCGGAGUUGCAGAUCAAUUUUAUGACAACGUUCCUACUUCCAUGUUUCCAAAUUGUGUGCCAUGGACUCACUUUGCAAUGGAUGAGUAAUUCUGUAGAUUUAAUAAAGAAUUAAUUUAA
Molecule: messenger RNA, 3450 nt
Organism: Carassius carassius (crucian carp)
Lineage: Eukaryota; Metazoa; Chordata; Actinopteri; Cypriniformes; Cyprinidae
Product: aspartate beta-hydroxylase domain-containing protein 2-like
Exons: 3
Coding region: 1254-2372 (372 amino acids)
Source: RefSeq, a predicted model, not a curated record